Molecule: messenger RNA, 4608 nt
Organism: Metarhizium acridum CQMa 102
Lineage: Eukaryota; Fungi; Ascomycota; Sordariomycetes; Hypocreales; Clavicipitaceae
Source: RefSeq, a predicted model, not a curated record
AUGCCGCUUCAGAAGUCAUACUCUGAGCGCGUAGGCUUGUCAAGGGCACAAAGACCAAGACCUUUACCGCCGGUUUCCGAUGUUACAAAAAAAAAGCUUAGCAGGUUCCAAUAUAAACCUGCCGAAGAUGAGUGUGUAGCUUCUGCUCUGGGUGAGGCCAAUGGUACACCCACCAGGGCCCAGGAUGCCACAGCUGCAGGAGCUGGCGUGGUGGGAAACGCUGUCACGCCGGUGACUCGGUUGAACUGGAGGGACCUGCUUGAACCGAAUGCAGCUCCAGCGGAGAAUGAGGUCGAUAUUUCUUCCCCAAACGACAAACUGCUGUGGAAUAACCAGCAAGACACGCUGUAUGCAGCAGCUUUGUCGCCGAUGAUGCCCCGGAAGGGCAGAAAACGUGCUCGAAGCUCCUCGCCUAUAUCAUCGCCGGCUACGGACAAGGGGAAUUUGCCAGCAGUCAAUGUCGACAAGUUGAGAACGGCUCUUCGAUCACCCCACGUCGAUCCAACCGUGGAACUCUGGGAUCGAUAUUCGCUGAAUGGAUCGGAAGACAUAACUACGCCUAACGGCGCCAUGAAUCCUUCUCUGGCACAGCUCAUGGUUUCAUCAUCACCAAAACCAUCGAAGGACAUGUCUGCUCGUCGAGGCGACCCCAACUUACGGAGAGCAAUAAGCUGUGGUUUGAAUUGGCCAAAGAGAAGGAAAGUAGAGAGAUCUAAAGCCGGAAGUCAAAGCAGUAGUCAACAGCGGGAGAUGGAAGCAGCAUCGAAAUCGUCUCUGGUCACAGCAUUAUUAGACACCGUCACGAGCACUAUUAACGAACCAGGUCCCAGUCGGGCUCAGGAGCAGCUCAUGAGAUCGCCGUCACCAAAGAAGAGAAAGCUGUCGCCGACAGGAAUGGAGACGCCGCGACGCGCGGAGAAAGCAAUUCAGCCGUCAUCUUCAUCUUCCGACUAUGGUGAUGAUUUUGACGACGAUGUUUUCAUGGAACUGGAAGCGAGUAUGCAAGCAACGGGCACAACUAACACCCCACUACCGGACAGCAUCGAUCAAGGCCAGCCGGGUCGACGAAACCCUGACGGGCAAAGCCGAAGUUUCAUAGACUUGGUCGAGGAACUCAAUGACAUGGAUGAUGAUGAUAGUGUUUUUUGUGACAACAUUGUGCAAUCACGACAAACUGCACUUGGCAUUUCAACGCCCAAGAGACAGUCAAAGAACCUCCCGGCUGCGAAACUUGAAGAGAGCCCUGGUGAUGAGUUUGGUAACGACCUAGAUGGUGAUAUCGACUUCGAUGCCGUGGAACUGGCCGCGACUCAAUCGGUACAACACCUAGAGGCGCCGUCCGAAAGUAUUCUGAUUAUUCAAGCCGAUAAUUCGAAGGUCACUAGGACGGUACAUCUUCGGGGUGCUUGGUUCGACACACCUGCAAACACCAAUUCUUACGUUCACGUUAUUGGCUCUUUUUCGGCCCGCGGCCAGUGCAUCGUCGACGAUGCACAAAACCUUUUGAUACUUCACCCAGAUCAACUUGUUUCAUCCACCGUUGUUGCGGACUCUUUCGGCUGCAUGCGUCGAGCAGUGCUGCAAGAUCGUGUUAAGGCUACCAGCGAGGCUUCUCCCCCUCUUGUCUAUGGCACAAUGCUUCAUGAGAUAUUUCAGGAGGCUCUGAUGGCAAACCAGUGGGAUUUGCCGUUCCUUAGCAGCAUAAUCGACAAAAUCACCGAAAAUCACGUGGAAGACUUGUACACGAUUAAAGUUGGGUUACCAAGCGCCAAAGAGCAUCUCUUAUCAAAAAUGACCGAGUUGAGUUGCUGGGCAAAGGCCUUUGUCGCGCCAAAACCACAGGAUGAUGCGGUUGUGGAAGAUCGGAAUGGGAAGAAAGCAAAUAUGGCGAUCACAAAGCUACUCGAUGUCGAAGAGCAUGUCUGGUCGCCUAUGUACGGACUAAAAGGCAACGUAGAUGCCACUGUUGAAGUCGCUAUGUCGGAUGGGAAACGAACAAGAACCCUAACAGUGCCGUUCGAGGUCAAAACUGGCAAGCAUGCCAACAGCAAUCAUAUGGCCCAAACUGCACUUUAUACUCUCCUAUUAUCCGACCGCUAUGAUAUCGAUAUUGCCUAUGGUAUUCUUUAUUACAUGGAAACGUCGAAAACUAUGCGCAUUCCUGCAAUUCAACAUGAGCUGCGACACAUGAUUCUCCAAAGAAAUCAACUGGCGUGUUACAUCAGAGAGCGGAGUGUACAGCUGCCGCCGAUGCUGAAGAGUAAACAUAUGUGCGGGAAGUGUUACGCCAAAACUUCGUGUUUUACUUACCAUCGCCUCGCCGAUAACGGCGAUGGCGAAUCUAGUGGCAUGCAUGAGAAGUUUGACGAGCUUGUCAGACAUCUAACACCAACUCAUCAAGAUUUUUUUGUGAAAUGGGAAAAUCUUCUCACAAUGGAAGAAAAGGAAAGCCAGAAGACGAAGCGAGAGCUAUGGACAAUGACGAGCACCGAGCGCGAGAAAAAGUCGAGAUGUUUUUCCGAUGUCAUAAUUGAAGAAGGAUCCGCAUCUGUUGACACUCUCAACCCACGCAUCAACCGGUUUCAUUACACGUUUAUCAAACGGAACCAGCAACCCAACUUUUCUUUCCUGGAAUCAGAGUUGACGACCGGGGAGCCCGUGGUUGUGUCGGAUGAAGAAGGCCAUUUUGCAUUGGCAAUUGGAUACGUUACUUCAGUUCGCAAGCAACGGAUAAGCGUAGCGGUCGAUCGAAGGCUGCACAACGCCCGAACUCGUCAACUUGGGUUUGAUGAAAUUGAUAAUCAAGUGUUUUCCAGUAUCAUGGAUGUGACGCAAGGAAAGUCCCCCGACCAGGUACAAUGCGAGAUCAAGGAGCCGCCUGUACGAUAUCGACUUGAUCAAGAUGAGUUCAGCAAUGGCAUGGCGACUGUAAGGAAUAAUCUUGUACAAAUGAUGGCAAAUGACGUGCCUUCAGCGACUCAAAUACGGCGCUUAAUUGUUGACCUCGCCCCCCCUCGGUUCAAGACAGUCCCAACACAAUACACAGUUACAGACGGAGAAAAUCUCAAUGUUGACCAGAGGCGAGCAAUUGAGAAAGUAAUGAGCACACAAGACUAUUCCUUGGUUCUUGGUAUGCCUGGUACCGGCAAGACGACAACAAUUGCACACAUUAUUCGAGCACUUGUAUCGCAAGGCAAGACCGUGUUGCUCACAUCUCAUACCCACACGGCGGUGGACAACAUUCUGUUGAAGCUUAAGACCGACAAGAUUCCGGUGUUGCGUCUUGGGGCACCAGCAAAAGUUCACCCUGAGGUCCAAGAUUUUGCUCAUCUUGCUGGCCAGCCCAGGAAAACCUUUGACGAGAUUAAAGAAGCUUGGCAUGGCACGCCCAUCGUUGCUACUACUUGUUUAGGCAUCAAUCAUCCGGUUUUUCAAGAGCGCUCCUUCGACUACUGCAUUGUAGAUGAAGCCUCACAGAUUACUCUCCCCAUCUGUGCCGGACCUAUUCGAAUGGCACGCUCAUUCGUUCUCGUGGGUGACCACAAUCAGCUACCUCCGGUUGUGCGAAACGAAGACGCACGUGAAGGUGGUCUCGACGUAAGCUUGUUUAAACUACUUUCAGAUGCUCACCCGGAAGCGGUUGUCAACCUUGAGCACCAAUAUCGAAUGUGCGAGGAUAUUAUGACGCUUAGCAAUACCCUAAUUUACGAGGGGAAGCUGCGAUGUGGGACAGAAUCGCUACGAAGAAAGAGACUUCAUAUUCCAAAUAUGAAUGCUCUUGGUCAGGUUCAUUUCAACGCAUCCUCGUUGGCACAUCCAGGAACACCAAGAUCGUUCUGUACUGGCCCUGGGCCGUCUCGCUGUUGGCUAUACGAUCUCCUGGAAAGCGAGGCGCGAGUUCGGUUUGUCAACACUGAUACAAUAAGACCUCUGGCUAGAGAGGAGGCUCAAGGGAAGCGAAUCGUGAACUCUGCAGAAACGCGACUGGUAUCGCAGUUGGUGGAAAGCCUUCUCGCAGUUGGAGUACCUGCAUCCGAAGUAGGUGUUAUGACUCACUACCGAGCCCAGCUGUUCCUUUUGAAAGACCGUCUGAAGGGCUACGCAGGAGUUGAGAUGCACACCACUGAUCGAUUCCAAGGACGAGACAAGGAGGUUGUCGUCCUCAGUCUUGUACGGAGCAACGAAGCAUGCAACAUUGGAGACCUGCUAAAAGAUUGGAGGAGAAUUAACGUCGCGUUUACGCGAGCCAAGACCAAGCUUCUGGUUGUAGGAAGCAUGAAUACUUUGAAACACAGUGGAAAAGAGAACAUGCUAAGCAAGUUUAUCUCUUUGAUGGAAGGGCGGGAUUGGGUAUAUAACCUGCCAGCAGAUGCCCUGGAGAGCCAUCAUUUUGAAGAAUUAAGCACAUCCAUGACUGUUGGCCCGACACCAAAGUCAAAGUCUCCUAAGAAGACAGUGAAGAAGGCAGUAUUCAGCCUCGAAGGCAAGGAAAAUCGUCGUCCAUCGCCAAAGAAGGCGAGGAUUGGGGAACGGGCGCUUUUGAAAGGUAAACUGGUUACAAGGGACAUCCUGAAUGAAAUGACGAAUGGCGCAUACAUGGGUGUUUAG